UGACGGCUUAAGGAAUGACAGAUGGUGAACGGCGGUCUAAGUUAAAAAAUGUCUGUAUUAUUUCGAAGUUUAGUAAAUAAAGGCAGAAAACAUUUGUUUAAGAAAUUUUUAAACUCCACCCAAUCUACAUGCAGAUGUGUCUUUUUUCGUAAAUCUUCAGGUAGUGAAAAGAAAUUUGUGUCAUUUGAUGAAAUUGUAACCCAGAGAAGGACUGAAGCUAAGCGAAGUAUCGUCGUGCAAGUGAAUUCGGAGGCUUCAUUUAAGGAACUUUAUGGCUACUGCUCAAAGUACGCUCCCAUCAAAGAUGUACAUCAUUACAAAAAUAAUAACGACGAGCACUUCAUGCUCAUCGAAUUUGGGUCAGAGGAAAGCUUGCAUGAUGUAUUACGGUCAUGCAGCACUCAUCAGAAAGAUGUGGACAUUAUGGCACUCAACUCUCCGUUCCUAUGGUUUCGUGCAGCAAAUGGGAAAACUGAAAGCUAUGCUACCCCCACCACAGUGCUGGCAUCCAUUAAUGGAAUUGAACAAGUUGAUGAGGAUAAACUGUUUAAAGAUCUAAUGGAUUGUGAAACUGUGUCUGAUCAGAUACAGUUGUUGUAUGACAGAACUAGACUAAAUGAUUUGGGAGCCCGGCUAAGGUAUAUGGUGGCUAGGCAGAUUGAAUGUGUGCUAGAUAGUCUCUACGCAAAUGUGGCUGUGAGACCAUUUGGUUCAUCCAUAAAUGGAUUUGGGAAAAUGGGAUGUGACUUGGACCUUGUUUUGACCAAUAUGCUAACAGAUGAAAUGACAAAGGCUGGGUCGAGGCUGGUGUACCAGGACAAGCGCGUGGAGGGGUCGCGCGCGCCGUGGGCGCGGCACAUGCAGUGCGUGGCCGAGCUGCUCGAGCUGCGCGUGGCGGGCGCCGCGCGCGUCCAGCGCAUCCUCAACGCGCGCGUACCCAUCGUCAAGUUCGCGCACCACUACACCGACCUCGAGUGCGACCUCUGCUACAACAACAUGUCAGGCGUGUACAUGUCAGAGUUACUGUGGCUGUUCGGUUCCCUGGACGACAGGGUGCGGCCGCUGACAUUCGCGGUGCGGCGCUGGGCGCGGGCCGUGGGUCUCACAAACCCACACCCAGGACGAUGGAUCACCAACUUUCCUCUCACGCUGAUGGUCCUAUUCUUCCUACAGCAGAAAACUAGUGACGGUCAUAUCCUACCCACUUUGAAAAAUCUUGUCCGAAGAGCCGGCAAAGAAGACAUUAGAAUAGCAGAAGAGAAUCUCAACUGCACAUUCCUGCGGGACAUGAACAAAUUACCGUCGGAAUGCUACGCGCAGAACAAGGCUAACCUGCAGUCGCUACUACUACAGUUCUUUGAGUUCUACUCACAGUUCGACUUCCAAGACAAAGCAAUAUCUAUAAACGACGGCGCGUCCGUCAGGAAACCAAACUCCUUGCCUUUGUACAUCGUCAACCCGCUGGAGCAGGCGCUCAAUGUUAGCAGAAAUGUCAGCUUCGAAGAAUGUGAGCGACUCAAAGCGGAAGUGAGGAAUGCCGCGUGGCAGCUCGAGGCAGGCAUGGACAAACAGAAGGGCGAUGACUGGGGACUGCUCGGCCUUAUAGAGAAGAAAACUACGCGAGGGCUAAAGAAAUUACUCCGUGUGGGGAACUCUCAUAGACUAGUCUCAGUAAAGGAUUUAUUUAAUGACACAGAUGACCAAAUUUCGGGAAAUAGCUUAAAGAGUAAAGUUGAAAGAUUAAUACCCAAGACUAAUCAGGAAGUAGAAAAAGGCGUGCAAGAGAUGAAAAAUAGUUUUGCGAAAGAGAAAAAGCCACAGAAAUUGAAAUUAAAAAAUAGUGCCUUAGCUAGCGAAGUGUUCCGAAUACGGAGAGACAAAAUUAUGUGAGAUGUAUUGUACUUUGUACAUAGUGUACCAUAGAUAAUAUACAUAUUCAAGGAGACUGCCUUACCCUCUACAUUACUGUCUUUUUAUUGCAAUAUUCCAAAGCCACCAACUUUUUGUACGACCAUUCGAAAUAAUUCAAAUUCGGUACUUUUAAUGA
Spodoptera exigua (beet armyworm) is the source of this 2047-nucleotide messenger RNA. The record is from the annotation of a GenBank genome assembly. Lineage: Eukaryota; Metazoa; Arthropoda; Insecta; Lepidoptera; Noctuidae.